Molecule: messenger RNA, 2212 nt
Organism: Mya arenaria
Lineage: Eukaryota; Metazoa; Mollusca; Bivalvia; Myida; Myidae
Product: myb-like protein D
Exons: 11
Coding region: 185-2134 (649 amino acids)
Biological process (GO): box C/D snoRNP assembly
Cellular component (GO): nucleus
Molecular function (GO): RNA binding
Source: RefSeq, a predicted model, not a curated record
GGGAAGUUACUCUGGAAACCACAUGUUUACAUUUUAAUAUCAGAUUAUUUGUCAAGAUUAUUGAAAUAAAUAUAUAUUUAAAAGCUGUUUCAUAACAGCAUACAUGUGUUUGUAAUCGAAACUUGGUGCCAGAGAAACAUUCGAGCAGAAUUGUAUAUGUUAGCAUCAUAAGGUAGAAUCAACUAUGCAGCCAUACCAACAGCGAAUGAGAUCACCAGGGAUGCAGUGUGGGCAACCUCAGUUUAACAUGAAUGGACUCCCACCACAAACCCCAUCAUUUAACCCUCAGAGGCCGCCACCACAGGCGCCGUAUUACAACCAACAGUGGCCUCCAGCCCUUCCGGAAACAUUUGGUGUUCCCAUGAAUAACACACAAUGGCAACCAAGAGGACAAGGUGGCCAAAACUACAACAACAACCACCACAUACAACCAGGCGGCCCUAACAACCACAACAACAUACCACCAGGUGGCCCAAACAACAACCACCACAUGCAACCAGGCGGCCCUAACAACAACCACAACAACAUACCACCAGGUGGCCCAAACAACAACCACCACAUACAACCAGGCGGCCCUAACAACAACCACAACAACAUACCACCAGGUGGCCCAAACAACAGCAACCACAUACAACCAGGCGGCCAAAACUACAACAACAAUAACAACAACAACUUCUUCGGAAGUGGUGGCCCAAACCAUAACAACAAUAACAACAACCACAUGUCACAAAUACGGCCUCCUCCAAACUUUCCCCCAAAUAACCAGUGUGGUCCAAUGUUCAACCCCAGGGGUCAGAAUCGGCCAAUGGGAAGACCACAGUUGAAUAACCAUGGUAACCAAGGCCAACACAGGGGACAAACUCCAGGUGGGGGACCGCCAAGAUUUUUUAGGUCACCAGGUCAAAACCGACCUAGAUUUCACGGCAACCAGGGGAAUCAGCAACACCAGCCAAACAAGAAGGUGAAGGUAGAUAAAAGAGAGCUGCCAGAGAACAACCGUUUCUACUGUGACAUCUGUGACCGUGGGUAUAAAGAUGAGGACAAAUACCAGGCCCAUAUUGAUAGCCAUGAAAGGUGUCCUAAGGAGGGAUGCAGCUAUGUGGCCGCAGGCAAGUUGGUUCAACUACAUAUUAAACUGCAACAUAACUCCGGUAUGGCAAAGAAGAUCUGGUCCCUCGCAUCGCAGGAAGACAUAGCAAAGUGGCGAGAAGAGAGAAAAAAGAACUUUCCAACAGCAGCGAACAUUGAGAAGAAGAAGGCUGAACUGGCUGAUAGGAUUGCAAGAGGGGAGGUGAUAGAGGAAAAAUACUUUGGUAAAAUGAGAGGCAGGAACAACUCAAGAGGUCGUGGCAGGGGUGGUGGUCGUGGCCGGGGUCGUGGGAGAGGUCGUUUCCAAGACAACAUGGAAGGGGACUCUUUAAUGGAGGAUGGCAAGGGGGACAACUGUGAUAUACAAACUGGAGUAAAGGGAGAUAAUGCAGACAGGAAGAGGAAAAUGGAAGGAGGCAAUGAUGAGGAGGGUGGGGAAAAGAAAUUGAAGGAGGGAGAGAGUGAGAAUUUGACAAUUCAGGAAAAGAUGGACUCGCUGGCAAAGUUCUUUGUUUCUCCAGACUCAGACUCGGAUUCCAGCAGUGACUCUAGUUCCGACAGUUCCAGUCCCAGUGAUGGCACUCAGAAAGGAAGUUCCUCCAAACAGGAACUGGUUGCAGCAGGUGCCCUCGGCAGUCUGAUAACCACAUACUCUAUCAGUUCUGAGUCAGAGCCAGAGGAAGUUACCAGUAAAGAUGCUGCUAAACAGACAGUUGAUCCACUGAAAACAAAUGCAACUAAAGAUGAGGAUGAAGAAGAAAAGACGUCCCCGUCCGCUAAGUCUGGACAACCCAAGGGAGACAACAGCAGAGACAGAGAAACAGGGGGCCCCGGAAAAACCACAAUAACCACUUUCCUUCCAAAGUGGACAAGUCCCUCCUUGAAAAACUGCUUGCCAAGGAAAUCCGCCAGGAGAGGAACAAAAUCAUGCAGUGUGUUCAUUAUAUUGUCAAACACAAUUUCUUUGAAGACAAUAAAACUUCAUAAAACCAAGUGCUUGAACUGGUUCAAGUUGAUUUUGGUUCACCUGAGCGAUAAUUGCUAAAGACUCGGGGUGCAGUGUCUUUUGAAUUAUUGCCCUUUGUUGAUUUUGUUGCAUAAAUAAACAUACAUGUACCUGUUA